AUGUAUUUGGAUGCAACCUUAGAACUGAUACGUCGUAUAAUUGCAGGUAUCUUACUUGACUCCUUUAUGGGUGUUGUACUGUUAUUAUCAUUGAUUCAUCAUUAUACUACAACUUUUUUCGAAACAGAACCUGAUUAUAGAGAUACAAGAUCAUCAAGAACAGAAAUAGUUGAAUCCUCUCGUUAUAUUAUUCACGAUGAUAAAAAGGGUAAUCCUAAUCAAAAUCAUAAAAAAUGUUAUGAAGAUAUUAAAAUGACAAAUAAGAAAAAUACUAUCGAUCAUUUAGAAUGUAGAUUAGUUCCUUCAUUAAAUUAUUAUUUUGGUUUACAUGAUAUUGAAAUUGAAGAAUUUAAGAUUAAAACUGAAGAUAAUUAUACUUUGGAUAUAUGGCAUUUUAAAAAUCCUGUCAACGAAAACAUAAAACGUAAACCAUUACUAAUGAUUCAUGGUCUUUUACAAAGUUCUGGUGCUUUUGCAUCUGGUUCUAAAAAUUCUUUAGCUUAUUAUUUUUAUUCAUUAGGUUAUGAUAUUUGGUUAGGGAAUAAUAGAGUAGGUUUUACUACAGAAGCUAAUGAUGAUGAAUACUGGGAUUGGGAUAUUAAUGAAAUGGCAGAAUAUGAUUUAGUUACAAUGGUUGAGUUUGUUAAAAGUAAGACUCAAUUUAAAAAAAUUUCUUUAGUUGGUCAUUCUCAAGGUACCACUCAAAUUUUUUUAGCUUUAAUUAAUAACUAUAAUGAUAUUGUUAAUGAUAUUGAAAAUUUUAUUGCAUUAGCACCUGCAACAUAUCCCGGUCCUUUAUUAUUUGAUAGUAUUGUAAUAAAUUUUUUAGCAAAGGGAGUACAAAGUAAAUAUAUUUUUGGUAAUAAAUGUUUCUUAAGAAUUAUGAUGAUUGUUAGAAAUAUUUGUGUUGGUAAAGCAUUCUUUUCAUUUAUUUGUUAUGCAAUUUUUAAUUAUUUAUUUGAUUGGAAUGACACUCUUUGGGGUGGUUCAAAUUUGAGAAAUAGACAUUUCUUAUUCUCACCAGUAUAUGUUUCAGUUAAAUUAAUGAAAUGGUGGUUAGGUUCGGAUCCUUCUAAACCAAGUUUUAAAAAUAAACCAGAUGAAUUGUUCCCCGAAACUUCUGCAUGGUUUGAUAAAUUUAAUCCAGGAGAAAAAAACUCAAAUCCAAAUAUAUUAUUAUUUGUUCCAAAACAAGAUAGAUUAGUUGACGGUGAAAGGUUAAUUAAUCAUUUUGUUAAACAUGAAAAUAAUGUUAAUUAUAAGAUUUGGUAUAUUAAUGAAUAUUCACAUUUAGAUGUUUUAUGGGCUACCGAUGCAAUUGAAAGAAUUGGUAAACCAAUAGCAGAAAAUAUGAAAUUUAGUGAUCCUGAAUUGUUACCAAUUCAAGAAGAGACAGUAUCUGUUUAA
This is a messenger RNA of Maudiozyma saulgeensis, 1407 nucleotides long. The record is from the annotation of a GenBank genome assembly. Lineage: Eukaryota; Fungi; Ascomycota; Saccharomycetes; Saccharomycetales; Saccharomycetaceae.